This is a messenger RNA of Candida albicans SC5314, 384 nucleotides long. RefSeq lists its product as uncharacterized. Bases 1 to 384 code for a protein of 127 amino acids. The transcript has a single exon. Lineage: Eukaryota; Fungi; Ascomycota; Pichiomycetes; Serinales; Debaryomycetaceae. The record is from RefSeq and is a predicted model, not a curated record. Gene Ontology annotation, molecular function: endopeptidase inhibitor activity. Gene Ontology annotation, biological process: vacuole fusion, non-autophagic.
AUGAAUCAAAAUAAGAAAUUGACUGGUUUAAUAUUAUUAGCAAUUAUAUCAAUCAUUACUUUAUUCAACUUUAAAACAAUUUCCCAAAUAACUGCCAUCAGAUCAUUUGUCUCCCCUGCCUCUUCCACCGCUACUAAUACUAAUACUAAAUCAACAAUGUCAGAUUCCAAAGGUUACAUUAUCACUUUGAAAGAUACUUGUGCUGAUUCCGAAGCUAGUUCAAUUAAAUCAAAGAUUACUGAAUUGGGAGGUAAAAUCACUAAUGAAUUUAGUUUAAUCAAAGGAUUUUCUGCUCAAUUGCCAACUAUCCAUGCUGAAGCUUUACCUAAAGAUUUUGCUGGUAUUGCCAAUAUUGAAGAAGAUGGUGAAGUUCGUACACAAUAA